This is a messenger RNA of Hemiscyllium ocellatum (epaulette shark), 6961 nucleotides long. Its product is annotated as traf2 and NCK-interacting protein kinase-like. The transcript is spliced from 32 exons. Gene Ontology annotation, molecular function: protein kinase activity; ATP binding. The record is from RefSeq and is a predicted model, not a curated record. Gene Ontology annotation, biological process: protein phosphorylation. Bases 251 to 4933 code for a protein of 1560 amino acids. Lineage: Eukaryota; Metazoa; Chordata; Chondrichthyes; Orectolobiformes; Hemiscylliidae.
CCCAUCACAGAAUAGGACUGCAGUAAUUUAACUCCCUGUCUCCUGUGGUGUCACCAGAAAUUAGGACAAAUUAAAACCAUUCCCCCUCUGCCCUUAUUCUUUUCACAUGUGAAAGACCUGUCCUGCUGAUUGUUUGUCAUUGAGCGGAAGGAUAUGUUUUAAAUCGUUAUAAAGCCCAGCAGUGAAGAGAGAGAGGAGAGAGAGAUAAGGACUAAGCUGCUGGCUGUGUCAGUUUUCGGGUGAAAUUAACAUGGCGAGCGACUCUCCAGCGAGAAGCCUGGAUGAAAUCGACCUCUCGGCUCUGAGGGAUCCAGCUGGUAUUUUUGAACUGGUGGAACUUGUUGGCAAUGGCACAUACGGACAGGUGUACAAGGGUCGACAUGUCAAGACAGGUCAACUUGCUGCAAUCAAGGUUAUGGAUGUCACUGGGGAUGAAGAGGAGGAGAUCAAACAGGAAAUUAAUAUGCUAAAGAAGUAUUCACACCAUCGAAAUGUUGCCACAUAUUAUGGAGCCUUCAUUAAAAAGAAUCCUCCUGGAGUAGAUGACCAGCUUUGGUUGGUGAUGGAAUUCUGCGGAGCUGGAUCUGUCACUGAUUUGAUCAAGAACACCAAAGGGAACACACUGAAGGAAGAGUGGAUCGCCUACAUCUGCAGGGAGAUCUUGCGGGGCCUGACUCAUCUUCAUCAACACAAGGUCAUUCACCGUGAUAUCAAGGGUCAGAAUGUCUUGUUGACAGAGAAUGCUGAAGUCAAGUUGGUUGACUUUGGAGUGAGCGCACAGCUUGACCGGACAGUAGGGAGGAGGAACACAUUCAUUGGCACACCCUACUGGAUGGCACCCGAAGUGAUAGCUUGUGAUGAGAAUCCAGAUGCCACUUACGAUUUCAAGAGUGAUUUGUGGUCUUUGGGAAUCACUGCUAUGGAAAUGGCCGAAGGAGCUCCACCCCUGUGUGACAUGCACCCAAUGAGGGCCUUGUUUCUCAUCCCAAGGAACCCACCACCUCGACUAAAGUCCAAAAAGUGGUCAAAGAAGUUUGUGUCUUUUAUUGAGGGGUGCUUGGUGAAGAAUCAUGGGCAGAGGCCAGCAACAGAUCAGCUGCUGAAACAUCCCUUCAUCAGGGACCAACUCAAUGAGAGGCAAGUCCGGAUCCAACUCAAGGACCACAUUGACCGGACCAAGAAGAAGAGGGGCGAGAAAGAUGAGACAGAAUACGAAUACAGUGGGAGUGAGGAAGAGGAGGAAGAUCAUGAAUUUGGAGAACCAAGUUCCAUCGUGAACCUGCCUGGAGAAUCCACCCUCCGCCGAGACUUCCUGCGCCUGCAAUUGGCCAACAAGGAAAGGUCAGAGGCCAUCAAGAGGCAACAGCUGCAGGAGCAGCAGCAGCGGGAAAAUGAGGAGCACAAGCGCCAACUGCUGGCUGAGCGGCAGAAACGCAUUGAGGAGCAGAAGGAGCAACGGCGGAGACUAGAAGAGCAACAAAGGAGAGACCGGGAGCACCGGAAACAGCAGGAGAGGGAGCAGAGGAGAAGAUAUGAGGAGAUGGAGAGACUCCAGAGAGAGGAGGAGAGACGUCUGGCUGAACGGGAGCAGGAGUACAAGCGAAAGCAGCUGGAAGAACAGCGUCAGGCGGAACGACUACAACGACAAUUGCAGCAGGAACGGGCUUAUCUGGUGUCUCUCCAGCAGCAGCAACAGCUGGAGCCAAGACCUGGUGAGAAGAAGGCACUUUAUCACUACAAGGACAGUAUGAACCCAACGGAGAAGCCAGCCUGGGCCAAGGAGGUACAGAAGCGAUCGCUCAGUAAUUCUCCUCGACGCCCACCCAAAGGAGUGCUUGCCACUAAGUGGCCAUCGUUCAGUGACAUCACCAAUCAGCAGCCCGCUCACCAUUUGGCCCCGCAUCCCAGUUCUGGACAACACCUUGUGAUUCCCAGUUUUCUCGCCUCUCCUCUCAUCAAUGGAAAAGGCUCACGCCAAGCCCAGACCGUACUGGACUCGGAUCAAGCAGGUCCAGCAGGAAUGUCCACUCCCCAGGCCCAAGCAAAGACCAAGAAGAAAUCACGUGCCGACAAAGCUACCCCAGACCAGGCCAGGCAGGCACGACCACGGCUACGGUCACAGACCCAGCAACAGCCGUCACUGGAGGCAACCUUUGAGUUUGGACGCAAUGUCAUGGUGAAGAAACAUGUAAAGGCCACCUCUGCAAAACCACGAGGGCGUUCAGAUGAAUACAUCUUCACAUUUGGUUAUGGUGGAGUAAUUAAGAAAAAGAAAAGGAAGCCAGUAAAUAAAACUGCAAGGCCCCUAGAUUACAGAUUCACCAUGAAACUUGGUGGUGUGGUAGAGAAAGUUCCAAUUACUCCUGAGAUAAGGGUGGAUCCUGAUUAUGAUGGACAGAUCUCUGAAGAAGGAACAUCUCAAGAAACAGAGAGCACGCCUGUGGAGGAACGCUCCAAGUUAAACCGCCAGAGCUCGCCGGCAAUGCCACAUAAGAUGGGAAACAGGAUGUCUGAUCCAAGCAUGCCGCCUCGCUCCGAAUCAUUUAGCAGCAGUGCAGUGCAGGCUGCACGAACCCCACCAAUGCAUAGACCUGUAGAGCCUCAGGUCCAAGUAGCUCACCUGGUUCCUUUGAAACCGCACAGCACUUCCAUGACGGGUUCCCAGUCCCUUCACGAGCAGCCAACUAAGAGUAUGUCCAGUGCUUUCCAUUCACAAGAGGGGCUAGUGUCACAUCGUGCCGAAAUGCCACGGCAGAACUCCGACCCCACGUCAGAAACCCCGCCCCUCCCUCCCCGCAUUGGGUCAAGAGAAGAAAAGUGUGGGGGCAGCGUUUGGCACAGGCAAGAGGAGGACACCCCACCCAAGGUCCCUCAGAGAACAACAUCCAUCUCACCAGCACCAGGCCGCAAGAGUUCACCCGGAAACAGCAGUGGAUUGGCUAAUCGGCCCAGUGCCCAGUUAAUCAGAGCAAGUAAUCCCGACUUGCGUAAGAAUGAGAACCUGUUGGAAACCCCCCUGCAACGUACCAGCAGUGGCAGCUCAUCCAGUUCCAGCACUCCCAGCUCCCAACCUGGUUCCCAGAGUGGAUCCCAGAGCAGUUCCCAACCAGGCUCCCAAAGUGGAUCCAAUGAGCGCAACCAAAUUCGGGGAACAGGGAAGCCUGAAGGAUCACCAGUUCUCCCUCACGAGAGUUCGCGAGUGAAACCAGAAGAGGGCCGGGAGUUGACACGGCCUGGGAGACCUGCUGACUUGACAGCUUUGGCCAAAGAAUUGCGGGAGCUUCGUAAUGAAGAGUCAUCGCGACCUCCAAUUAAAGUCACUGACUAUUCGUCGUCUAGUGAAGAAUUGGAAAGCAGUGAGGAUGAGGAAGAGGAGGAGGAGGAAGAAGAUGCAGAAAAUGAGGCACAGGAUGGGACAGUCCCAGUCAGUGAUAUUCCAAGGAUAAUGCCGUCCUCUGCACCAGCUAGCAGCGAGCAGUACAAUGAGAGCUACGGCCUGGUGGGCAUGCAAGAGGGAGCUCUGCCAUCUGACCUUUACAACAAUGCUUCAGGAGAUGGGACCCUGAUUAUCCGGGAGAAUUCUGGUGACAAAAAGUGGACUGGCCAUGUUGACAGUAACGGCUUUGCCAGCCACACCAAUCUGCCCGAUCUGGUGCAGCAAAGCCAGUCUCCUGCCACUACACCAACCGAGGCAAUUGGGCGAACCACAUCUCAACUCGCUCAGGAAAAGGACUCAGCAGCUGGGUAUGGCCGGGGCACAGGCACAAAAUCAUCUUUCACUCCAUUUGUGGACCCCAGGGUAUUUCAGACAUCACCCAGUGGCAGUGAGGAAGAGUCAUCAGCAACAGCAAUGUUCUCCAGUGAGAUGCUCCGACAGGAACAGGCAAAGCUGAAUGAAGUUCGGAAGAUCUCUGUGGUAAAUGUCAACCCAACAAACAUCCGACCCCAUAGUGACACCCCGGAGAUUCGGAAAUACAAGAAGCGGUUCAACUCGGAAAUACUCUGUGCCGCACUCUGGGGAGUGAACCUGCUGGUGGGCACAGAAAAUGGAUUAAUGUUACUGGACAGAAGUGGCCAGGGGAAGGUUUAUAACCUCAUCAAUAGGAGGCGCUUCCAUCAGAUGGAUGUUCUGGAGGGUCUCAACAUUCUUGUGACGAUUUCUGGUAAGAAGAAUAAGUUGAGGGUGUAUUACCUGUCUUGGCUGAAGAAUAGGAUAUUACACAAUGAUCCUGAGGUGGAGAAGAAACAGGGUUGGACCACAGUUGGUGAUUUGGAGGGCUGCGUACAUUACAAAGUUGUUAAAUACGAGAGGAUUAGGUUCCUCGUGAUCGCUUUGAAGAAUGCAGUAGAAAUUUAUGCCUGGGCACCAAAGCCUUAUCACAAAUUCAUGGCCUUCAAGUCUUUUGCAGAUCUUCAACACAAACCAUUAUUGGUUGACCUGACGGUGGAAGAGGGACAAAGGUUAAAGGUUAUCUAUGGGUCUCACACUGGUUUCCACGUGAUCGAUGUCGAUUCAGGGAAUGUCUAUGACAUUUACAUACCGUCACAUAUUCAGGGCAACGUCACACCUCAUGCUCUCAUCAUUCUCCCCAAAACGGAUGGGAUGGAAAUGCUGCUGUGUUAUGAGGAUGAGGGUGUUUAUGUCAAUACUUAUGGGCGAAUCACCAAGGACAUUGUGUUGCAAUGGGGGGAGAUGCCCACAUCUGUUGCCUACAUCCAUUCCAGUCAAAUAAUGGGCUGGGGCGAGAAGGCCAUUGAGAUUCGGUCAGUGGAGACUGGGCACCUGGAUGGGGUUUUCAUGCACAAGAGAGCGCAACGCCUGAAGUUUCUGUGUGAGAGAAAUGACAAGGUCUUCUUCGCAUCUGUGCGUUCGGGUGGAAGCAGCCAAGUUUUCUUCAUGACCCUGAACAGGAACUCGAUGAUGAACUGGUAACAAGACGGAGAGCACGCAUUUUGUUCACACUCGCACUGACAUAUGGAAGUCGACAAUUUAGAGAGAUUUCUAACCUUUAAAGGAAAAAGCCUCUUGAUGUCACGGAUAUAAAAGGACUAAUGCAAUAUAACAAAGCCUGUGUUGCGUAUCUUGAGAUGAUAGUGAUGAUUUUUUUUUAAGUCCCGGUAAACUUUGUGUGCGUGGCAAGGGUCUUGGAGGGAAAACCGUCAACAUCGAAACCAGCUGUGAAGACCUCUUAGCAUCAGGAUGUCCUAAAGAUGCUGGAGUUAUUUUCCUGCUGGCUGCACUGUGCCAGAACUGAAUAGAGGGAGGGAGUUACUAAGGGAGAGCAUGAUGCUGCUGCUCUGUGCGAUGAUAAAGAUAGUUGUGGGAAUGGCCAGGGAUGGGGUUGGGGGUGAGGAGGUUAUUGCUGGUAUCAGCAGGCAAAUGAACCACCAUUUUUUCCCCAAAAGAUUAGUUUUCUUUCUGAUCAUCAGAAGCAAAGCACCUAGUCUGGAAAAGAAAGGGGCAGUCAUUAUUGAUAGUUUAACAAUGGGAUAAAUGUUUUGCUCAUAACAAAGGGAAAACAAUAUUUUAAAGGAGAAUUACUACUAAUUUGAACUCUGAUAGAACAACAUAGCAAUUCUAUCACUAGUUUAGUGGAAAGGUUCAGUGUGUGGCUGGGUGGCUCAAUUUACAGAAGUGUAUUCACAUUUUGACUAUAAACUAGUGUUAGGCUCUGAGACUCGUCAAUUAAUGGGUUUAUUUCAAUUCACUAAUAUUUAAUCUGAAGAAUUUCCUUUGAGGAUCCAUUCCUGUUGAACUGACUGGCCCAAAAGGAAUCCAUAAUGUCACUUUGGGAACAUGAGAAAAUGGAGCAUUUCUCCUGACGAAAAGUCUUUUUGAAAACUGCCAGAAAGGAUCAAGAGAGAUGAGAGAAGAGGGAGGGAGGGCUGAGGGGACCGAGGGAGAUGACAGAAAGGAGAUAAAGGACAAUGGAGGGUGGGCUGCUGCAGGAUCAUUUUGGAGAUAAAAUCCUUGUGAGUGAUGUGAAAGGAUUCAGCACCAGACAAAACUGUCAAUCAAAAAGGGUGUUCCCAACAUCUUGCUCCUCCCCUGCCAACCAUACCUGACCCCUCCCUCAUGGCUCCAGUCAUGAAUUUAUUCCAAUAGUCCCAAGAUGGUGUGGAUAUUUCCUGCAAUUCUUUCAUGAAUGUGGACAUCAUUGCCAAGGCCAUCGUUUGUUGCCUAUUUCUAAAGACCUCUGAUCUGAGUGGCUCACUCGGCCAUUUCCGAGGGCAGUUAACAGGCAACCUCAUUGCUAUGCGUCUGGAAGUGCACACAUGCCCGGCCAGGUAUGGAUGGCAGAUUACUGUCCUGACACUAUCGGAAACCCUUCUUCCCCACACCCUGGAUUUUGCUCAAUGUUCCAACCUUGUCCUUGGUUGUUUGGUGGGGGAAGGCAGUUUGCACAUAUGUUUAUCUUAAUCAAACGCUUGGUAGAUUGGCAGCAAAGGACGAAGCUGGAAGUGAAGGCAGGCUGGAAGUUGACACAUCCGUGCUAAGGAGGUGGUCACAGAUGUUACUCAGUCACAUGUGCCCGGCCUUCAAUCAUUUUGGUGGCGUUUUGUUUGUUUUAAAAAUGCAAAAGCCAAAAAGAAGAAAAGGAUUUCUACAUUAUGAAUUAUCCUGUGAGGGGGAGGGGGUGGUUAGGGGUUGGGGACAAAAAGUGGGGACGUAGCGUGUGUUAUUUGGGAGCUUGAUGAGUUCUGCUCCUCUAUAGAACCCACUUGUGUAUCUGUCUAAAUGGUUAUGAUUGAACUGAGUGAUGUGAAGAAUAUUCUUUCCUUAAAUAGCUGCAGGGCAUGGCUGAUUACGGAUUAGAGUGUUGUCAUGGAUCAAUCUAUGUAAUUUCCUGUUUUUUAACCUACCUCCUUUUAUCAUUUUGUGUGUAGCUGUUUUAACAGCAGGCAUUAAGUCAAGCUUGAAGCUUUUUUUAAAAAAUAAAUUAAAUGUGUCAUUUUCUUA